CGCCGCCCGCCCAGAGCCCCUCCUGCUGCCGCACCAUCCUGUGCAGAGGUGCGCCGCCGGCCGCAGCUCCUCCUGCUGCCGCGCCAACGUCUGCGAGGAAAUCCAACGCCGCUCGCCAUCCCUGCGCACGCCGCGUGCCAUCGCGAGGAGGAGUUAUGCUGUGAGAGGCAAACUGAUGAUGAGGGCAGUGCCUCCAAUCCAUGCCAGCUUCCAUCCAGCAUUUCCUCAACACUCAAGCUUUCAAGAUGCAAACAGGAAGAAACAAACUGUUGCUUGCUAUCAAAGAAAGCAAGCUCCACAGAUAUAAGCCAAAUUCGAAGAAAACUGCUUGGUCUUGUUGGAGAAGAAGGCAAUGCAGCUAGUGUAUUGGGAGCAAACUUUGCUGCUGGCUUUGUAGCAGGUAGUCUUGCUGCUGGUGCUACAUGCCCUCUGGAUGUUGCAAAAACAAGGAGACAGAUAGAGAAGGAUACUGAGAAGGCAAUGAGAAUGACUACACCACAAACAUUAACUGAGAUAUGGAGGUGUGAAUAUAUUUGUCAAUUACAAAUGAAGAAAGGACACCUGACAUUCUUGAGGGAGAAGAAAAUGGCAUGGUAAGAUUAGCAUCCCAGAUGUGGUCAUGAUAAGGCACAUGCUAUCCAUCUAGUACAGAAAUGAUAAAUACAUAAAAUUUGGAAUGCCAAUUUUCCUCUGUUUCUAUAGAAAUCUGAGCACUAAUAGUACAGUAUUGUGACUUUAGGGUGCACUCUCAUGAAUGGUUCUUAUCUUCUUUUGGAUGUAGAGGACUGGAGCAGCCGCUGCAUGGCCUAUUUAGCAACCUCUGUGUUGGCUGCUGACUUUAGUUUGCUAGGCAUCUAGAUUUAGCAUUUCAACUAUAUGAUGUAUGAGUAACUUGAAUGGUGUAUCAAGAUUUUUCAAUGUAACAGCUACUUGAAUGGUUAAAUGAGCUGCUAGUGAUAGUAAGUUGAAUGGUUAAAUGAGAUUUUAGUAUGUAUAGCCUAUUAGCUGUC
Panicum virgatum (switchgrass) is the source of this 1010-nucleotide messenger RNA. RefSeq lists its product as uncharacterized. The record is from RefSeq and is a predicted model, not a curated record. The annotation marks the transcript as partial. NCBI's taxonomy places the organism in Eukaryota, Viridiplantae, Streptophyta, Magnoliopsida, Poales, Poaceae. The transcript has 6 exons. Gene Ontology annotation, biological process: mitochondrial transmembrane transport.